CUUUUUCCGUUUAAUUUCUUUGAUCGCAUAGAUUGUUUUUUCAGUAGUAUAUGCAUUUAAAAUUCAAGACAAGUUACAUUUAAUUUAAAUAAGUAUGUUUAUACAGAGUAGGAGGUAAUCAAACUAGUGUGCGUAAUAAACGUCCAGGUAGUUUGUUCGAUCAGCUGGUCACUUGUGAGUUGUGUGAGACCGCCUUGAAUGUUGGCAUACAAGUGCGCCGAGCAGUUGGCUCUUGCCAGGGCUCCAGGAAGGAUGUGUAAUCGGGGGUGUACGGUUCUUGAGACUGCCACCGGUUUUUUGCGUGCCGGCCGCUUUAUGGCCUACAACGCGGCACCAUAGCCUCGGCUAUCCGAUUAAAAUAUCCUUACUUCGUGGUUUAUUCAUCCGUCCGGUGUAAAGAGUAUGAUCGACAACUUGUAUUCACAAAAAUGGAGUAGUUGGCGAAAAGUUUUCGGUGACGAGUUAUUUUCUACGGUGAAAACAAUAUCGAGAAUUGACGACGUUCGUUAGUUACCGCGUACUUAUCGUUAAAGUUUCAGUUCGACAAGUUGAAACCUGUAUUUUCAAGGUUAGAACUGACGAAUAUCGUGCACACAACACGACACGACACGACUUGGCGGUGGUGCGCUUCGCAUUUUUACGACGCGCUUAGGUUAAGUGUCAUUCGAUGUACCAUCGAAUUGUUGAAUGACAAGUUGAAAAAGAGGCAGAUACUUAUUGUAUCAAUUACAUAAAAAUUUUCUUUACGGAUACUACACGAGUGUACACAUUCUGUUUGAGAGAAAGGGUAGUAAACGUGAUUCACUGUGGCGAAGAAACAACGAGACGAAACCUCGCCAUUGCAACUGAUCAAAUUCAACAUAUGUAUUUGUGUGUCCUUCUUGGUGCAACGAAAAUUUCCGCAAAACAAGCCGGUCGAUACGAUCCAAGUGUCUCAGAGAAAGAAAUUGUGGAUUUCCUUGGUAAGACAGCGUGGUGACCAUCGUUCUGCGUUAGUCAUAUUGAUAGAUGAUGGGAAUGAUCCAAAAUGUUUUUCUGCAAACGUAACAUAAUUUCUCUGAUCAAUUAAACAAAAUUUAAAAAAAGGAAUAAAAUAGUCCGACUCUAAGCUGCUGUAAUAUCAUUCAAUUCAUUAAAUUUUCGGAUCGUAUUAAUUGCUGAACAUAUUAAUUGUUCAUAUCGAUACGUGUCCCAAAUUGCAAGAAACCGGAAGGAAGUGUAUGCAAUUAAACGAUAAAAAAGUACGGCUGACGUGUGUUAGCAAAUUAUAGGGUUUGUUAUCGACGUCAUUUAAUGGCUCACAUGAUUCUUGUACUUAAUGCAAAACCUAACCUCAAUGCAAGGAGUACAAAGUACUUAUCGUAAAUCGAAAUCUGCAGUACUUUCAUUUCUAAUCGAUGAGACAAGCAAGAGAAUACGUCAAGUUUGAUUUUACAAUCAGUUUCUGAAAACUGCUUGACUACUCGAUUCCAGUACUUAAUAGUUUCGAUCUUGGGAGAAAAAGAGAACACACUGUGCCGGCAUUAUCUAUUUAUCGACAGUUUAUACUAAUGUAUAGAGUUCAGUGGUGAAAAAUGUAUUCAGUGUGUGCAUAAAUAAUUAGUGAAACGCUUUCCUAUAUUAGCAAUUUUGUAGCUACUGGCUAACCAACUUUAUCGGAGGACGAUUUUCUAGCGAUAACGAAAACGAUUAUUACGCAAAUAAACGACAUCGCUGCCGAAAAAUUUUUAGACAGUGCAACGCAUCGUAUCAAGAUUUCUCAAUGGAGAGUUCCGGUGGAGACAAGCAAAACGAGUCGGACGAAUGUGAUGUGACUGCCAAUAAUCAGCGUCAGAACAAAAUGACGGGUCAAGAAGACAUUAACGUGAAGAUAAGUAAGGAUUUAGAGGAGCAGGAGGCGUUGAAGAAUUUAAAGAAUUUAGAGAAUAUCAGCCAAAAUGACGAGGCUUCGAAUAAAUUAUCAAAGGCUGUGUCUCAAGAUUCUCAAGACGAAGAUGACGACGUGGACGAAUGUAAAGGCUCCGACGAAGACGAACUCAAAGAGGAAAAAACUGAUGGAAAGAAAGACGAGAAAUCAUCGAGUAGUACAACGUCUACCAGCACUUCUGAUGACGAGUCUGAAACUAGUUCAGACGAUAAGACGGAGGCUUCGAAAAUCGAGCAAACUAAGACGGUUACUUCAGAAGUCAAGAAAGCAGAUCAAACGACAAAAAAUGACGACACGACGGAUGACAGUGACAUCGAGGAUGACUUGAUUUCAGCUAUCAAUUAUAAUACCAUCACCUCUUUAGCUGCCCUUAAGGAUAUGCUGCAAUCUUCUGGAGAGGAGUCAGAUGGCGUGGAUAGUUUCUUUCAUCAUUACUUUCUCUCUCACGUGAACAGAUUACCAUCAAGAAAUCAAACGCAUAGUCCUUAUCCGUGGGGUAGACGAUUGUCUGAGUGCAGGGAAGAGGAUGAAUACGAAAAUGAAGACGUGAAAAACUUGGAAGCAUCGACCACGGAAAACGCUAGUGAAAGUAAGAAGGAUGUCGCGAAGACGGAAGAGUCGGACGAAAAGAACGAUAGUGACUCCUCGAAAGCUUCUAGUCCGUCUACUUCAGAGAAAUCAAGCUCUGAGAGAAUCGAUCAAAAGUCGAAUCCUACCCCCAGUAUAUCUGAACCGAAUACCCAAACUGCUAUCUCUUCGGUGACAACGACGACAACUUCAACAACUACCUCGACGAUCACAUCAACGACGACUGCUACGACAACUACCUCGUCAUCUAGGUUUACAACGUCAAUGGUUACUUCACCGACGUCCACCACGAAACCUCCUCUAAGAAGAAGGCAUACCACUGGCCCUGGGAUGACCUUCCCAGCCACGGAUCCGCCGACCUAUUCGACCAGUAUGACUUUCUCGAGGACCAGUCCUCUCCCUAGUCCUCAUCUCGAUAAAAGGUUCUUCGACAGCAGUUUGAUAGAAAUGAAGAGUCAGGCGAGCAGUUCUAGCACUCUUGAUUAUGAUUCGACGGAGGAAGUCUGGGUUCGCAGGGUAGAUUUCGUUCAGGAGAGAAAGAGAAAGGAACUUGGAUCGCAACCAUUGCCAACAAUCGUAACAGAAGAUGCAGAUACGGCGGGUCAUGCUUCUCACGAUCAAGGUCAUAGACCACGCGCAGGAACGUGGGGCUCACAUUCGAGAACAAUCAGGAAGCCGACCUCGGGAAGCGCUCCUGGUUCUGGAAAGUCGACUCCUCUUCCGCAACAGGCCGAACCUUCGAGUUCGUCAAGUUCAAGCAAAGGUGGCAGAAAAGCUUCUGGCACGCGAUCUGGCUCCACCAGCCGCAGUAAUAGCCGUAGUAAUAGCGCGGAACGCAGAAGAAGCGGUGGUGGCACUGUCGAUGACACGGCUAGCCCUACUAAAAAACCAGCGCUAUUCGAUGCGUUUAGACCGAGAAGUAAAUCUGAUGCUAGCAAAAGAAAGCCCAGUAUUAUAGCGAAUAUGAAGAGUGCCGUGCAGCAUUCAUUGCAUAGAGGCUCACAUGGGAGUUCGUCAACAGACGUACGUACGGAUAAGGAUCAUCACAAAGACAGUAAGGAUCAUAAGGAAGGUAAAGAACCUAUGGGACGUCCUCGUGCAGGUUCAGAAAGUAGCAGAAAUCCUGUUAGCAAAGUUAUGGAUCUCAUUAGGCAUAGGAGUCACAGUGCUCUUAGUGCUGAAGAUAAACGAAAAGCGAGAACUGCAGCCCAACAUCAGUCUCAAACAGCCUCACAAAGCGCACUUAGACGGAGCUCUUUGGACCCUGGUGCCAGACGAUUCUCUUUGGGUACACCUGCGAUUCCUCAUAGAGCCUCCGAUGCUUGUCUAGAUCCUGUGCACGCCGCCAUCCUCUUUCGAGACGCGAGAGGGCUGCCCGUUGUAGAUCCUUUUCUGGAGAAAGUUUCGCUCUCUGAUCUCGAGGAAGACGAAUCACAGAUUUUCGUAAAGUUCUUCAAAUUUCACAAGUGUUAUGAUCUAAUACCAACCAGCGCUAAAUUAGUUGUUUUUGAUACGCACCUCCUCGUCAAGAAGGCCUUCUUUGCUCUCGUCUACAAUGGUGUGAGAGCUGCACCACUAUGGGACAGUUCAAGACAAGAAUUUGUUGGAAUGCUAACUAUAACAGACUUUAUAAAAAUCUUACAGAUGUACUAUACCAGCCCAUCUGUAACAAUGGAUGAAUUAGAAGAACAUGAAUUAGAUACAUGGAGAAAAGUCUUGAAAGAUCAAGUGCAUCCAUUAGUGAGCAUUGGCCCAGAUGCAUCUUUAUACGAGGCCAUUAAAACUCUAAUUCAAAAUAGAAUUCAUCGUCUGCCUGUGAUAGAUCCAGAUACUGGAAAUGUUCUCUAUAUUUUGACACACAAACGAAUCCUUAGGUUCCUCUUUCUUUAUAUACACGAGCUACCAAAACCAUCUUUCACCGGUAAAACAUUGAGGGAUCUAAGGAUAGGUACCUUUGAGAACAUAGAAACAGCAACAGAAGAAACUAGCAUAAUUUUAGCUUUAAAGAAAUUUGUUGAAAGGAGAGUUUCUGCAUUACCAAUUAUUGACACUGAAGGAAAGUUGGUUAAUAUUUAUUCAAAGUUUGAUGUUAUUAACUUAGCUGCAGAAAAAACAUAUAAUAAUUUAGAUAUUUCAUUAAGAGAAGCAAAUGAGCAUCGUAAUGAAUGGUUUGAAGGAGUUCAAAGUUGUAAAUUAGAUGAAACCCUAUUUACUAUUAUGGAGAGAAUUGUUAGAGCAGAGGUCCAUAGGUUAGUAGUGGUUGAUGAUGAUGAUAAAGUGAUCGGUAUAAUUUCUCUAUCCGACUUACUCUUCUACCUCGUUCUUAGGCCUUGUGGUGAAGAUGGCAGUAGCAACAAAGAUAGUUCUGUAUCGUUAAGAGCACAGGAUUCUACAUCAAAGGCUCCGAGUUCUGUGCAAUCGGAGGCUUCCAUUCCUGAUGGUGAAGCAGAAGCUGAACAAGAUACAGCUGAAGUAAACCAAUCCGAAGAAGCACCCGCAACACCUAGUCCACCACUGAGUCCUGCAGCAUCAGAUAUUUCUGAACCUCAGUCAACUUUAGUAAAUCAGUCUCAAGAAUCUGCGUGGCGGGAAGUAGCCGUAUCAGGAGGAGAUUGAGCCAAUAUUAUCUUAACAUGCCAUUAAGCAUGAAAUUGUGAAUCAAUUGUUUGACUACAACGUCAAACCGUUAUAAGAUAACGACAACAAGCAGUGUACGACUGAGCUUGUUUUUCAUUUGUUCUUAAUACUUGCGUGUACAAUGCUUAAGAACUUAGGAAAAAUAUGCGAAAAAUUGUUCUUCUCUCGUUCGAUCAAUUUACGUCACAAAACUAACUGUUGUCUAAAAUAAUGUAAUCGUGUUGAACGCGUGAAAAUAAUGAAAUGAAUUUUACUGGACGCGACAAACGAUAAUGCGAUGCUCUAUACUGUAUAAAAUAAUUAAACUUAAUUUUUUAUGGUACAAAUGCUACUCAGCGUAAACGUUCGAGCUUCUUGCCAGGAACGGUUGCUACGCCAUUAUCUACUCAGGGUAUGAUAUUCUGUACACCCUUUCUUCAAUCGUACACUGGGAAUGUUUCAGUAGAAUUUUCGGGGAAACAAAUAGUGGUUUCUUGCAUCCUUUCGAUUUAUGAUGUUACUACGCUCCUAAUACUGGUAUCCUUGUAUUUUAUUUCAAAUCAAAGAUUAUGAAGUAAUUUACUUUACUCAUAUAGUAUAGAAAAAUGUGCAGAAGACAUAAAACAGAAUAGUCGUAUGUCAAAGAGUGCUCCAUAAUUAAUAAAUAUGGACCUCGUUUUUACAGAGGCCUUCCAUGCUUUCUCCUGACAGGAACGAAAUACAGUGUUAAGCAAACGUCUAAACAUGUACAUAUAUCCUGUAUGCUUAUCUAUAAAAAAGCUUCUUAUCCAUGAACUGUCACGUUGGAUGUCUGAAUAUUAGAAACUGAUAUGCAUAAUAAACGAUUUUGUUUUAAACAAU
Molecule: messenger RNA, 5992 nt
Organism: Bombus pyrosoma
Lineage: Eukaryota; Metazoa; Arthropoda; Insecta; Hymenoptera; Apidae
Gene: SNF4Agamma
Product: serine-rich adhesin for platelets
Exons: 16
Coding region: 1763-5131 (1122 amino acids)
Source: RefSeq, a predicted model, not a curated record